AUGUGUGGGCGGUAUGCUUUGGGCAUACGUGCCUCCUUCGUACGAUAUCAGCUGCAGCAGCAGAACAUGCAGGUCGACAAUGCGCCGAACGAUGAUGAAGCUCGAGAGACCUACAAUUUCCCACCUGGUGCUUACGGUCUUGUUUAUCGCGCCGAGGUGCCCGACAACGGGUUGAGCAACGACGGUCAAGGUCAUACUGAGAACGAUAACACUAACGAGGGAGCAUAUGACGAAGCAGAGGCGCAGGAGACCCAGGAGGAACCCAGCUCGCACAAAAAAGCUGGCUUUAAUGGAAAGUACGAGCUCAAGACUAUGAAAUGGGGUCUAAUUCCUUUCUGGACGAAGCGCUCUCCAGAUUAUGGCUCAAUGAUGCGGACCAUCAACUGCAGAGACGACUCUUUGAUCGAAAAUCGUGGUAUGUGGAACACUAUGAAGCAGAGGAAAAGAUGCAUUGUGGUGGCUCAAGGCUUUUACGAAUGGCUGAAGAAGGGCCCUGGUGGAAAGGAGAAAAUACCUCAUUUCGUGAAGCGCAAAGAUGGUCAACUCAUGUGCUUUGCUGGUCUAUGGGAUUGUGUCAAGUACGAAGAUGCUCAAGACAAACUAUACACGUACACCAUUAUAACGACCGACUCAAAUAAACAACUCACUUUUCUACACGAUCGAAUGCCGGUCAUCCUCGACCCCAACACUGAUGCCAUGCGACUGUGGAUGGAUCCUACCACCACAAAGUGGUCAAACGAGUUGCAGAACAUUCUCAAACCAUUUCAAGGUGAGCUAGAAUGUUAUCCUGUUCACAAAGAUGUUGGUAAGGUUGGCAAUAACUCUCCAGAUUUCAUUAUACCUGUUGAUAGCAAAGACAACAAAAAGAACAUUGCCAAUUUCUUUGGAAAUGCUAAGAAGAAUAAUGCCAAAGUCGAGGAAUUGAGAGAGACCAUAGACCACGACAGCUCGGAGAAUCAUGCUCCUUUACCCAUACCUGCUCAGAAUGAGAAUUUGAAGCGCAAAGCUGGUGUCGAGGACGAGGGACAUAUCGACAAGGCAAUGAAACUUGAGUUCGACCCAGAUACCAAGCCUCAGACACAGGCAUCCUCCAGUCCUGCAAAGCCCAUCACUCCUGCAAAACCCACUGGUGCGAGAAAGACAAGAAGCGCGACCAGCAAUGCGGGAUCCACGAAGAAACCAAGUCCUAUUAAGACAGAAGGCAAUCAACGCAUCACGGGCUUCUUUGGCAAGGGAGACGCCCCUGGUUGA
Messenger RNA from Lithohypha guttulata, 1251 nucleotides. RefSeq lists its product as uncharacterized. Bases 1 to 1251 code for a protein of 416 amino acids. Gene Ontology annotation, molecular function: single-stranded DNA binding. Lineage: Eukaryota; Fungi; Ascomycota; Eurotiomycetes; Chaetothyriales; Trichomeriaceae. Gene Ontology annotation, biological process: DNA damage response. The record is from RefSeq and is a predicted model, not a curated record. The transcript has 2 exons.